GAAUACAUUACUUUUAAGAAAAUUUUACUUAUUUUAAGUUCUCUUUUUGCAGUGCAACGUAAACAAGCCCAACAUAAGUAUUAAAAUCAGGGGCAAAUUCCCAACCAGGUGCAGAGAGCUGUGUGUAAUGGGGACAGUGAGGAUGAAAGGGGAGUUCUGCCCCCUAACUUUGUGGUUAAUUUGUAACCAGCAGAGCACACUUGCCCUUUGUCUCCCCAAAUAUCAGAUCCAGUCCACAGAACUCAUCUGGCUCAAACUGAAUGGUUCUGAGUUCAAACCUUUCUGGACUCUUAAUUAUGGGAACAAUCAAACUGAAAAUGGCCUUUAUCUUCAUCCUAACCUACUUGUGCCUCCUGGCCCCUGUCCACCAAGCGGCACCUCCAAACGUCACCGUCUCCGAUCUCUCCUACAAGAACAUGGAUUUCGCCAUGAACCUCUACAGAAAGAUCUCCAGCUACCACGACAAGAACGUCUUUUUCUCGCCUCUGAGCAUCUCCACCAGCUUCGCCGCCCUGCUGAUGGCCUCUGGUGGCGUGACGCGCCGGGAGAUCCUGACGACGCUCAACCUGGAGGAGCUGGAGGUGGAGGACCAGCCAGAUCGCAUCCCGAGACUCUUCCAGCUCCUCCAGGAGAGCAUUGCGCAAAACGACUCCCUGAACGUGGACCAGAGCAUGGCGCUUUUCACCCGUCGGCAGAUCGAGGUCCAGCAGGCCUUUGAGGAAGGAAUGAGGACGUUUUUCAACGCCGACAUCAAAACCGUGGACUUUACAGACACGCAGGGCAGCGUCAGUUACAUAAACGACUACGUCAGGCAGAAAACGAAGAAUAGAAUUGCUGAAAUGAUUUCCACCCUCGAUGAAACCACUCAGCUGCUGCUGAUCAACACCAUUUUCUUCCGGGGAGCCUGGGAGAUACCUUUCGACUCCGAUUUGACCAGAAAUGGGCCUUUUUACAUUGACAACUUCAACAUAUUGCAAGUGCCCAUGAUGGUUAAGGAGGACAAGUUCUACAAUAUGGAGGACAUUCCCCUCGGAGCCAAAGUGCUGAAGCUGCCAUACCUGGAAGGUGUUUCCAUGCUUAUCUUGCUACCCAACAAGGGAAUUGACUACACUGUGAUUGACGAUGAGAUUACUGGUCAGAGGUUCCUGAGCUGGGUCAAGGGGCUGCGCAAAACAAGACUGGAGGUGAGCAUGCCAAAGUUCAAGCUUGACCAGGAGUAUUCGCUGCACAAGCUCCUGCCAGAGAUGGGCAUGGCCAGCCUCUUCAGUUCUUCAGCAGACCUCAAAAGGCUCAGUACUGAAGCGGGCCUCAAAGUGUCGGAGGUGCUGCACAAAGCUGUGGUGGAUGUGGACGAGACGGGCACGACGGCGGCUGCUGCGACCUCGAUCGGCAUCAUUCCCUACUCUCUGCCCAGGAUGUUCAUCAUCAACAGACCUUUCUUCUUCUUCAUAUACCACGAGGAAACAAACUGCGUGCUGUUCAUGGGGAGGGUUAUUGACCCCUCCCGCAACUAGUACUCGCCCCUGUAUCUGUCCAAGCUCUGUAGCAGCCUGUGCAUAUGCGCUGUUCCCUAGUGAGGCUAUUGUGAUGCGUUUUUCUAUAAACCGACAUUUAUCCUACAUGCUUCCUUUUGCUUUGUUGUGUUUACAGGGUUUCUGCAACUUUUAGUUAAUUUAAGGACGGCUUGAAAUAUAAGAAAUGCUUUAAUAAAAUGCCUACUUUAAUCAA
This is a messenger RNA of Fundulus heteroclitus (mummichog), 1728 nucleotides long. RefSeq names its product serine protease inhibitor 2.1 (gene serpina10b). The transcript is spliced from 5 exons. The coding region runs from base 261 to 1514 and encodes 417 amino acids. Gene Ontology annotation, biological process: blood coagulation; negative regulation of endopeptidase activity. Gene Ontology annotation, molecular function: serine-type endopeptidase inhibitor activity. Lineage: Eukaryota; Metazoa; Chordata; Actinopteri; Cyprinodontiformes; Fundulidae. The record is from RefSeq and is a predicted model, not a curated record.